Anopheles coluzzii is the source of this 2479-nucleotide messenger RNA. RefSeq names its product 6-phosphogluconate dehydrogenase, decarboxylating (gene Pgd). Bases 800 to 2260 code for a protein of 486 amino acids. The transcript is spliced from 4 exons. Gene Ontology annotation, molecular function: phosphogluconate dehydrogenase (decarboxylating) activity; NADP binding. Gene Ontology annotation, biological process: pentose-phosphate shunt; pentose-phosphate shunt, oxidative branch. NCBI's taxonomy places the organism in Eukaryota, Metazoa, Arthropoda, Insecta, Diptera, Culicidae. The record is from RefSeq and is a predicted model, not a curated record. Gene Ontology annotation, cellular component: cytosol.
CUGAUUAUGGAACCGAAAUGGUGUUUCCCUUCAUUUGGAUAACUGAUCGGCAGAAAUAAUGCCGUCGGCGUUCACCUUUCUUCUCCCCCUUCGUUUAGUUUGAAAGGCUUUUGUGACGCAGGUUGAAAGUGACCUUCCCUCCUAGUUUGAAGUUUGUUGAUGUAUUCUGUUUGCCUUUUUUCUGAAGAUACCGCAAACGAUGGCAACAAAUACACGGGUGAUAUGCACACAUGGGACUUCUUAUCUCCUCACUUCCGUGACUAGUGUCGCGAACGAUUGUGCUUGAGAUUUCACGUCACUGAAUCGAUUGUUAGACGAUGAUGAUCACCAUCAUCAGGCACGUCAAGUUUUUCAUGCACGACCGUGGCCGUUUCGCCCCAGUCUAUUUGACGCUGGCAGUAAUGGUCGGUCGCCGCCGUGUUCCAUACACGAAUGAUUCAUCACAAUCGUGCGGCGGCGUGGUGUGAUCAGCAGUAGCAAAAGCAUCCAAGCAUGCCUGUAGGCAAGGUCACCUUAAGAAGGGGGGGGGGCUGUGUUAGAUCUGCCAAACCAAAAGACCUUCUGCACGAUGGCAACAAAAACAAACGGCGGAUUAGCGAGCAAACACCGCAUGUGUUGUUGGAGCUUGCAUAAUGGUCUAUCAACGAUUGGUGGUCUACAGAAUACGUGCCGGAUCGUGCCGUGUGCCCUAUGACCUCUGGCAACAAAAAUGUGUGCGAUUUGGUGGUUUCGAUUUAAUUGAUGGGCUCGUUGCUGGGGGGAAACGUUGGCAUAAGUGCGUUUUAAUGACGAUGGCUGUAUGCGCUGUUUUUUGCAUUUCAGGAAAGCUGAUAUUGCACUGAUCGGUUUGGCCGUGAUGGGACAAAACUUGAUCCUCAACAUGGAUUCGAAGGGUUUUGUCGUGUGCGCCUACAAUCGUACUGUGGAUAAGGUGACCCAUUUUCUGGAGAAUGAAGCCAAAGGUACCAACAUCAUCGGUGCCACCUCCCUGCAGGAUAUGGUGAACAAGCUGAAGAAACCGCGCAAGAUCAUGAUGCUAGUUAAAGCCGGCAGUGCGGUCGAUGAUUUCAUUAACCAGCUGCUUCCGUUGAUCGAGAAGGGCGAUGUGAUCAUUGACGGCGGUAACUCGGAACACCAGGACUCGGCACGCCGUUAUGAGGAGCUGAAGGCCAAGGGCAUCCUGUACGUCGGCUCGGGUGUUAGCGGUGGAGAGGAAGGUGCUCGCUAUGGACCUUCCCUCAUGCCCGGUGGACACCCGGACGCUUGGCCGUUGAUUAAGGAUAUCUUCCAGGCUAUUUGCGCCAAAUCAAACGGCGAUCCGUGCUGCGAAUGGGUGGGCGAAGGCGGUGCCGGUCACUUCGUGAAGAUGGUGCACAACGGCAUCGAGUACGGUGACAUGCAGCUGAUCUGCGAAGCGUACCAUCUGAUGCUGGCGCUUGGCAUGACCCAGAAGGAGAUGGCGCAGGAGUUCGACGAGUGGAACAAGGGCGUGCUGGACUCGUUCUUGAUCGAGAUCACCCGGGACAUUCUGAACUAUCGCGACGAUGAGGGAUACUUGCUGGAGCGUAUCCGUGACACGGCCGGCCAGAAGGGCACGGGCAAGUGGACGGCAAUCGCCGCCCUGCACCAUGGCGUCCCGGUGACGCUAAUUGGCGAAGCGGUCUUCUCCCGCUGCCUGUCGGCGCUGAAGGAGGAGCGUGCUCGGGCCAGCAAACAGCUCGCUGGGCCCAGCACGAAAGCGUCCGUCGCGGACCGCAAGCAGUUCCUCACGCACAUCCGCAACGCGCUGUACUGCGCAAAGAUUGUAUCGUACGCGCAAGGAUUCAUGUUGCUGCGCGAGGCGGCCAACGAGUACAAGUGGAACUUGAACUACGGUGGCAUUGCGCUGAUGUGGCGUGGCGGUUGCAUCAUUCGCAGCGUCUUCCUCGGCAACAUUCGGGACGCGUUUGUGCGCAAUCCGCAGCUGUCGAAUCUGCUGCUGGAUGAUUUCUUCAAGAAGGCCAUGAUGGACAACCAGCAGUCGUGGCGUGAGGUGGUUAGCCAGGCAGUACUGUGGGGCGUGCCGGUGCCGGCUCUGUCAGCUGCGUUGGCAUUCUUCGACGGUUACCGCUCGGAACGGCUGCCGGCAAAUCUGCUCCAGGCACAGCGUGACUACUUCGGUGCGCAUACCUACGAGCUGCUCGGCAAGGAGGGCAAAUUUGUUCAUACCAACUGGACCGGCAAGGGUGGCAAUGUGUCCGCCAGUACUUAUCUGGCCUAAGACCCUGUGCCUCCCGGUUUGAUUGGCACUCACCAUUCCAUCAUCGCAGAAUCACAAUCUCCUUUAUAUCCCCUUUCCGGAAACAGUGUUUGGCAUUGUUUGGCAUUUGCUCAUUGAUUUCGUCAGUACACGUAUAUGCGGUGCAGCAGUUAUUUAUUGUUGAUAUUUUUGUUCUCUGUUUUCCUUGUAAUAAAAAAAGUUUAACACGAAUAUUGAUCC